UUUGCUUUCAUCACCACUGAAUCCAAAAAUGGCCCAUAGAUUGGUUUCUCGCAGUCGGUAUAAGAUACCCAAAUCAAUCUUCCGUUUAACUUUUUUGGUCGAUCUGGGUAUUAUCAGGUUAUCAAGCUGUAAUCUUUCUUCUUAUCAUUCUGCUACUGCAACUAUUGAUCAGAUGAAAGUGUUGGAUCGCUUGAAUCAUAAAGACUGGUUAGCACCCAAUGAAGUCUUAAAAAUUUUCAAGCCCCUUAGGGAUUCUGAAUUGAUUCUUAAUGUCUUGGAGAGAGUAUCCAAACGCAAGGAUUACAAACCCAAUGAAGCACUUUUCACCCUUGUGAUUGAGAAGCUCGCCCAAGCCAAGAAAUUUGAUGCCAUCGAAGAAGUGUUUAAGAGGAUUAAAAGAGAAAGGGGUUGUAGGCUCUCCGAUGAUUUCUUCUUUGGUGUGAUCAAAAUAUACGGAAACAUGGCCGGUUAUAUCGAUAAAGCGAUUCAGACUCUCUUCAGUAUGCCAGAGUUCAAUUGCUGGCCUGAAGUCAGGACCUUCAAUUUCGUUCUUAACAUGCUUGUUUCAGCCAAACAGUUCGAUGUGAUUCAUGAAGUUUACUUGGGUGCCCCUAGAUUGGGUGUGACAAUCGACGCUUGUUGCCUCAACAUUCUGAUCAAAGGUUUGUGUGACUGUGACAAGUUGGAUUCUGCCUUCGCAUUGCUCGAUGAAUUUCCCAAACAGGGUUGCAGGCCUACCGUGAAGACCUACUCGACUUUGAUGCAUAGCCUCUGUGAGCAUGGUAGAGUUGAUGAAGCGUUUGAGUUUUUUGAGAGGAUGGAGAGAGAGGGUUGCUUUCCUGAUACGAUUUCGUUCAAUGUACUGAUCUCAGGGUUGUGUAAGCAGGGGAGAGUGAGCGAAGGAAUGGAGCUUCUGGAGAAAAUGAAGUUUAAGGGUUGUUACCCGAAUUCUGGAUCAUAUCAAACUGUCUUGUAUGGUUUACUUGAUUCUGAGAAAUUUGUUGAGGCUAAGCGUUUCAUUGAAGUGAUGCUUAAUGAGGGUCGGCUCCCGAGUUUUCUUUCUUACAAGUUAGUGAUUCAGGGCCUCUGUGAGGAAAACUUAUUGGAAGAUGUUGAUGUGGUUUUGAGGCAGAUGAUACAUCAGGGAUUUAUCCCGAAGAUGGGGUUGUGGAGGAAGAUCAUUGAGAGUAUAUUUCCUGGGAAGAACAGAAACAUCUGCCUCUCUUACUGUCAAGUUAUUUAUGAGUAGUUAAAUCUGGAAUGUUGCUUCCCUGAUGUGAUUUAUCUGCCAUGAAUUAACGAAGGAGUCUCACUUGGGUGAUUGACAACUAAAUUGUUUCCUGGGAUGGGG
Molecule: messenger RNA, 1351 nt
Organism: Telopea speciosissima
Lineage: Eukaryota; Viridiplantae; Streptophyta; Magnoliopsida; Proteales; Proteaceae
Product: pentatricopeptide repeat-containing protein At3g14580, mitochondrial
Exons: 1
Coding region: 29-1249 (406 amino acids)
Molecular function (GO): protein binding
Source: RefSeq, a predicted model, not a curated record